UAUUAAAAUCACCAUUUUUCGUCAACAAAUUGCACCUAAAUUAAUCUUCUGACGAUGUUGAUGUUUUGCCCCACCUGCGGUAAUCUGCUACUGGUGGAAGAAGGUACAGAUUCGCUUCGGUUUUCGUGCAACACCUGCCCGUACAUCUGCAAGAUAAAACGCAAGAUUUCGACACGCAUCUAUCCGAAGUUGAAGGAAGUGGAUCAUGUUAUGGGCGGUUCUGCUGCCUGGGAAAACGUAGAUUCGACUGAUGCUGAUUGCCCCGCGUGUGCCCACAAUAAAGCAUAUUUUAUGCAGAUACAAACCCGCUCCGCUGACGAACCUAUGACCACAUUCUACAAGUGCUCUAAUCCUACCUGCGGCCACAAUUGGAGGGAAUAGAUUGCCA
Messenger RNA from Ochlerotatus camptorhynchus, 388 nucleotides. It is a transcript of the gene Polr3K, whose product is annotated as RNA polymerase III subunit K. Gene Ontology annotation, molecular function: zinc ion binding; nucleic acid binding. NCBI's taxonomy places the organism in Eukaryota, Metazoa, Arthropoda, Insecta, Diptera, Culicidae. Gene Ontology annotation, cellular component: RNA polymerase III complex. The record is from RefSeq and is a predicted model, not a curated record. Gene Ontology annotation, biological process: termination of RNA polymerase III transcription; DNA-templated transcription; regulation of DNA-templated transcription. Bases 55 to 381 code for a protein of 108 amino acids. The transcript has 2 exons.